AUGGAGUCCACAAAGAGGCUAGAGGUCGUCCUCCACUCUGGAAGGGGUCUCAGAGACGUCAAACACUUGCGCCCCAUGGAUCCAUACGCUAAGGUUUGGAUAGCAGGAGAUGGCAAGGAAUCCAAGCAAAGAACACCUAUAGCAAGAAAAGGCGCUUGUAAUCCUAAAUGGGAAUGUUGUAUGCAUUUCGAUAUCAGCUCCGUGAGCACGGAUUACAUCCUCUUCUUUCAGAUCAAACACAGCGGGACGUUGUGUGACCGGAGAAUAGGAGAAGUUCAAGUGCGUUUCGCAGAUCUCCUCGCUGUUGGAAUCUCAAUUCCUUAA
Molecule: messenger RNA, 324 nt
Organism: Lactuca virosa
Lineage: Eukaryota; Viridiplantae; Streptophyta; Magnoliopsida; Asterales; Asteraceae
Source: the annotation of a GenBank genome assembly